GAAGAGUUAAAGAUCUUGAAUUUAUCAGGAUCUCAGCAGCUCAAUGAAAUCCCACACUUGUCAAAUAUGCCAAAUUUGGAGCAACUAGAUGUUGAAGGUUGUAGAAGUUUGGAUAAUGUUGACUCAUCUAUUGGUUUCUUGAAGAAGCUUACUUUGUUGAAUUUGGGAAGGUGCCAAAAGAUUAGGAGCUUGCCAAGUACAAUUCAAAACUUGGUCUCUCUUAAAAGUCUUUAUAUAGAUGAAACUGUUAUUGAAAAAUUACCAUCCUCAAUAUAUCAUCUCACCUCACUUCAGUUGCUAUCUAUUAAUGAAUGCAAAAACUUGAGGAGUCUUUCGAGCAGCAUUUGUAGGUUGAAAUACCUUGAAAAACUUUAUCUCUCUGAUAUUUCAAACUUUAAGACUUUUCCGGAAAUCAUGGAGGUUAUGGAAUGCUUAAAGGCACUUGAUUUAAGUGGAACGUGUAUAAAAGAGCUUCCAUCAUCAAUUGAGUUUUUAAAACAACUCGUUGAUUUGCGGUUAGUGAACUGUGAAAACUUGAGGAGUCUUCCGAGCAGCAUUUGUAGGUUGAAAUACCUUCAAGAACUUGAUCUCUCUUAUUGUUCAAACUUUGAGACUUUUCCGGAAAUCAUGGAGGUUAUGGAAUGCUUAGAGUCGCUUCAUUUAAAUGGAACGUGUAUAAAAGAGCUUCCAUCAUCAAUUGAGUUUCUAAAACAUCUCGCUUAUUUGUGGUUAGUGAAGUGUGAAAACUUGAGGAGUCUUCCAAGCAGCAUUUGUAGAUUGAAAUACCUUGAACAACUUGAUCUCUCUGAUUGUUCAAACUUUGAGACUUUUCCGGAAAUCAUGGAGGAUAUGGAAUGCUUAAAGUGGCUUGAUUUAAGUGGAACGUGUAUAAAAGAGCUUCCAUCAUCAAUUGAGUUUCUAAAACAUCUCGCUGAUUUGCAGUUAGUGAAGUGUGAAAACUUGAGGAGUCUUCCGAGCAGCAUUUAUAGGUUGAAAUACCUUGAAAAACUUAAUCUCUCUGGUUGUUCAAACUUGGAGACUUUUCCGGAAAUCAUGGAGGAUAUGGAAUGCUUAAAGUGGCUUGAUUUAAGUGGAACGUGUAUAAAAGAGCUUACAUCAUCAAUUGAGUUUCUAAAACAUCUCGCUGAUUUGCAGUUAGUGAAGUGUGAAAACUUGAGGAGUCUUCCGAGCAGCAUUUAUAGGUUGAAAUACCUUGAAAAACUUAAUCUCUCUGGUUGUUCAAACUUGGAGACUUUUCCGGAAAUCAUGGAGGAUAUGGAAUGCUUAAAGUGGCUUGAUUUAAGUGGAACGUGUAUAAAAGAGCUUCCAUCAUCAAUUGAGUUUCUAAAACAUCUCGCUUCUUUGCGGUAGUGAAGUGUGAAAACUUGAGGAGUCUUCCGAGCAGCAUUUGUAGGUUGAAAUACCUUGAAGAACUUAAUCUCUCUGGUUGUUCAAACUUGGAGACUUUUCCGGAAAUCAUGGAGGUUAUGGAAUGCUUGAAGUCCCUUAAUUUAAGUGGAACGUGUAUAAAAGAGCUUCCGUCAUCAAUUGGAUAUUUAAAUCAUCUUAUUUAUUUGCAUUUGAGCCACUGCAAAAACUUGAGGAGUCUUCCAGGUAGCAUUUGUUGGUUGAAAUUGCUUAGAAAACUCAAUCUCAAUGACUGUCCAAACCUAGUCACAGGGGACAUGGAAAAUUUAAUAAAUCUUGGUUUAUUAGAAACUCAGAAUAUGAUGGAUGGAGUAGCCCCAAGUGAUUUAUGGUGCCUAUCCUUGCUGGAAGAUUUAGAUCUAAGUCAAAACAGUAUGUGUCACAUACCUAUUGCUAUUACUCAACUAUGUAAUCUGAGACGCCUUAAUAUCAGUCAUUGCAAGAUGCUUGAAGAAAUUCCAGAGCUUCCAUCAAGUCUAAGAAAAAUAGAUGCACAUGAUUGCCCGAUCUUUGGAACUCUAUCAAAUCCAUCUACUCUUCUUUGGUCUUUUCUCCUCAAAUGGUUCAAGACAGUUGAGCCUCCUUUGAAAUGGAGAAGUAUUAAUCUAGGAGGUAAUGGAAUUCCAAGGUGGGUACUGCAUCAGGAAAUGGGAAGCCAAAUAAGAAUAGAGCUUCCUAUGAAUUGGUAUGAAGAUAACCACUUCCUUGGAUUUGGAUUUUUCUGUCUUCAUCAUCAAUCAAAAAAUAUUUCUUUAUCUUUGAAAUUUGAUGAAGGAGAAUGUGCUUACAAUAUAGUACAAAUUCCCUGUAGUAAAUGCCACAAGAUUAAUGAUAGUGAAUCAGAUCAAGUGUUGCUAGUGUACUAUCCUAAGAUUUCUUUUAGGGACGCGUUCCACUCCAAUCAAUAUAUGCACCUUCAGGCUUCAUUUUGGUCAGAUUAUUUUUUUAGGGAAUCAAAAUUCAAAAGUUGUGGGGUCCAUCUUAUAUACUGUCAAGACGAUCAACAGAACCAUAUCUCGUCGGUAGAUUUUCUUGGCACCCAAGAUGAUGAAGACAAUCAUGAGAAUUUUGGUGACAACAGAUCAACAACAAAAGCUAUGAAGAGAAGCCGUGAUGACGCAGAACAUAAUCAAGCGGAGGAACCACACCAUAAAAGAUCGAGAGAACCCAAUACCCAUCUCAAGCUUUAAACUCAAACACCAACCAGCAGGACUCUCCUGAGACGGAUUCUGUCAUUUCUCUAUCUAGAAUUUUCCUUCAAGUCCUGGAUUUGAAGAAGAAUUUGAGCCACAUUUGCCAUGGAAGAAAAGUGGUUGCUACCGUAUAAGAUCCCCUGUUGCCGCGGGACAUAGGUAGCUGCUGCCAUAUAUGCACCAGUGGCGGGCCUUCACCGCUACAAUAACAUCACUAUAUAUAGACCAGUGCCUCCCGCUCACCCUCACUGCAAAACCCAUUCACGGUGUUGAUGCCAUUCCCAUUCCCUUCCUCUUAACAAUGAGCAGUAUUCAGACGAAAAGAAAUUUUGCAGUGGUCAAUAAUGAAGAUUAUUGGAGUGUGGAUGAAGAGUCUUGCUUGAGAUCCCUUCUGGACAUAUAUACAGAAGAUCUUUCACCUGGACAUAUAUACAAAGGACUACUAGUUCUUAUUAGUCUCAAGUCAUUGAUUGAUCUAUUUUUUUGGAGGUACAACUUGAUGGAUAUUGGCCUGCAGAAUUUGGCAUGGAUUCAACUGGAAAUGAAUUGGCUUUGGUAUCAAUGGAACAUCCAAGAUCCUCUGUAUCAAUUACAGGAGGCCCAACCCUGAUAAAUGGUCAUUCAACAGUUCAUAAAUUUUUGUGUUGUGACACAGUGGCUUAUUAAUCACCCCAAGUUUCAGAAAAAUCCACUUUACAUCAGUGGUGACUCGUAGUCAGGCAUAAUCAUCCCCAUGGUGGUUCAGGAAAUAUAUAUCCAAUGG
Vitis vinifera (wine grape) is the source of this 3384-nucleotide messenger RNA. Its product is annotated as disease resistance protein RPV1-like. Lineage: Eukaryota; Viridiplantae; Streptophyta; Magnoliopsida; Vitales; Vitaceae. The record is from RefSeq and is a predicted model, not a curated record. The transcript is spliced from 6 exons. The coding region runs from base 67 to 1371 and encodes 434 amino acids. Gene Ontology annotation, molecular function: protein binding.